UCGCCUAUCCAAUAUUCAUUGAUCAAAUUUGUAUUUGCGUCUAACAUUUUGUGUGUGGGUAUUUACUCCAAUGAGCCCUCUUACUUCAAACGUCGACCUACAAAAUACACUAGAUUAUUUCAGCGCGUAAAAACUUAUUUAUUAAUGGCUUAUACAUAUACGCUGCAGCAAAUAUUGACACAGCUGCCCCGUGACGCGUGUCUUGAUUGGCAAAUAAACGUACGGCCUGUAUGAGUGCGCGCCGCGCGUACAUCACGUAUUAAUAAACGAAUAUUCGUGAAAUAUGAAGGUGUUUGCGAUCAUCUUAUCGGGAUUAGUGCUGCAGACAUCUGCGUCAUUCUUCGACGAACUGCGUAGCACGGUGUCCUCAGUGGAGAGUAGCUUCGGGAAACUUCUGAAUGACGUCAUAUACGACGUUAGGGAAACCAUCGACUGCACUCUCAUGGCAGUUGAGCAGGUGCUGGCUUCAGGCGUGUUUAGAGAUCCUUCAGAUUAUGAUACACGGUGCAAAGGUACUGAGGCGGUCGAGCAGCCACCGCCGCCACCACCACCACCAGUCGUGGUAGCCACCGACCCACCUCCACCGCCUGCCCCAGAAACACGACACAUCGAAAUCCCUCUUACGAAGAUGGAACAUAGACAAGUCGACUCCUCAAUAUUAAACGUAGACCAAGUUCUAUGCGAUGUCUUAAAAAAAGAUGACACUCACGCUCAACUAGAAACUAUUAAAUUGACUCUCAUAAACGAAACCGAACGAUUAACUGAAAUAAGUGAACUGCUAAAGAAACAACUUGAAGAACUCUCGGCUGAAGUGAAAGCAAAGUUUAAAGCGAUUGAACUGCAGACGUCAGAACCGUCUGUUGAGAGCAUUUGGAACGACAUUAAAUUGUUGCACGAAAUAGAACAUAAACAUAAGAAUACAGAAGAUGCUAAGAAAAUCAGCCGUGUUCUGGACCAAAUCUUAAGUAUUCUCGAUGCGAAUGAGGAAGAUCGCUCAGCCGCAAACGAUAACAAAAUACACGAAAUUAUGCGCAAACUUAGCAAGCAAACUAGAGGUGGGGACAGUGACAUAUGGACAGACCUUAAGAAUUAUCCUAAAGAUUUUCGCGAAUAUGCCAAAAGAGUAUUUGAUGAAAAUAGAUCGACUUUCCCACCUGAUGACACAACUAAGAAACCCGAAUCUGACAAAGUUACAGAGAGUGAUGCUGGAAAAAUAAACGAAAAGGAUGUCCAAACUAAAAAAACAGAUGAAACUGUCAAAAAGAAAGACCAAACUAAAAACACCGAUGAAACUGACAAAAAGGAUGACCACACUGGAAAACCAAAAGACGUUACCACAGUAAAACCUAAACGUAAAACACGUAAACCAAAAACUACGACAACUACUAUUGAUAGACCAUUAACCGUUGAAGAGUUAGCAGCACAGUACGGUUCACUAUUUGAUGUGAUGCCAGAUAUCGAUAGUAUAGAGAACAAGAAAGCGUUUGAAAGUGCGAAGAGUAUCAUACAAGAGGACGCUCUGAAUAAUGCAGUCAUGAACAGUUUAGCCAAAAUGGAGUCGAGCAAAGAUGCGCGUGAUCUUUUCGAUACCCUGACUUGAUAGAGGAUUUUAGGA
Messenger RNA from Cydia strobilella, 1615 nucleotides. RefSeq lists its product as uncharacterized. The record is from RefSeq and is a predicted model, not a curated record. Lineage: Eukaryota; Metazoa; Arthropoda; Insecta; Lepidoptera; Tortricidae. The transcript is spliced from 2 exons. Bases 284 to 1600 code for a protein of 438 amino acids.